This is a messenger RNA of Ipomoea nil (Japanese morning glory), 1096 nucleotides long. Its product is annotated as CASP-like protein 2D1. The record is from RefSeq and is a predicted model, not a curated record. NCBI's taxonomy places the organism in Eukaryota, Viridiplantae, Streptophyta, Magnoliopsida, Solanales, Convolvulaceae. The transcript is spliced from 3 exons. The coding region runs from base 281 to 826 and encodes 181 amino acids.
UAUAUAUUGGACCAACCACCUUCAUCACUCUCCCUUCUCCUCCUCUCACCAACUGAUUUCACAUGAUUCCUCUUCUGAAAAAGGGUGUUCCACUCCUUCUCUUUCUUCCCACUAAUGCAAAUUCAAUGAGAAACCUGGCAGGCUCCCAGUAGGGCAUUUGGAAGAGUGUACAGAAAGGGCAUUAGUAUAUAUAGAGAUCAGAGGUUUGUUCUCUUCUUCCCCACCCACCCAGCCCAGGAGGUUCUGCAAUAUUCUUGUAAGUGAUUGGGGAUUUGGAGAUAUGGGGUUUCUGAGAGAUGGAGGUUGCAACCUCAAAAUCUUGGAUUUUUGUUUGAGGUUUUUUGUCAUUCCUGUCACUGUUGCAUCCAUAUGGCUGACUAUCAGUAACCAGCAGAGUAAUAGCGACUAUGGAGUGCUGCUCAGUUUCACUGACUUCAAGGGUCUCCAGUAUACGGUUGCUGUUAGUGCUGCAUCUUGUGGAUAUGCCCUUUUUACUGCUGUGGCCUUGUGGGUCACAAGUCUGGUGUCUAAACCAUGGUUCUUCUUUGUUUCUGACCAGGUUAUAGCAUACUUGCUGGUAACAUCAAUGAGUGCAUUAGCAGAGAUUCUUUAUUUGGUCUAUCAUGGUGAUCAAGGGGUGACAUGGAGUGAAGCCUGCACUUCUUAUGGGAAGUUCUGUGACAGAUUGAAGCUGGUUUUUGUUCUCCUUGCUAUUGCCCUCUGUUGCUUCAUUGUGUUAGCUGCAAUCUCAGCAUUCAGAGUCUUCAGCAGAUAUGAUUUCCCCUCUGAUCCCUCCAAAGAACUCGAGGAAGAACCGAAAUGCUAAACUUUUCGAUUAAUUCAGUCAAGUCUCGGUCAGAUUUUUUCGAUUCGUCACAUGUCUGCUUCAACUUGAUAGCUCUUAUAUCAGGUUUUGUAUGUACAGAGAUUUAAUCUGUUGUGUCAGUGCUAGCUUAGAUCAUGGGCUAUACAACUAAAAAUAGCAAAAAUUGUUAAUCCAGUCAAAUUGAUUCAACAGGGGCAGCCUAUAAGCCUUUCUUGAUUUAAGGCCAGUCAAUUAUGGAUAAUCUAGAUUGGUUUACUUCUCCUUCGCCAA